Messenger RNA from Cordyceps militaris CM01, 882 nucleotides. RefSeq names its product short chain dehydrogenase. The record is from RefSeq and is a predicted model, not a curated record. NCBI's taxonomy places the organism in Eukaryota, Fungi, Ascomycota, Sordariomycetes, Hypocreales, Cordycipitaceae. The coding region runs from base 1 to 882 and encodes 293 amino acids. The transcript has a single exon. Gene Ontology annotation, molecular function: oxidoreductase activity, acting on the CH-OH group of donors, NAD or NADP as acceptor.
AUGGAGGUCUUUGGGUUGAAGAGCCAGUCGCUGCGGUACAGAAUGGACGGCCUCGGCAGCGUGCAGCUCUAUCUCACGCCGCCCGACUACUUUGACCUGUCACCUUCUCCGGCACCACACCGCCAUCUACACGCUGCCGCUGCCAUGUUUACGCCCGUCCGGCAAAAGACGACGCUCGUAGUUGGCGCCUCGCGCGGCAUCGGCCAGGAACUGGUGCAGCAGCUCGCGCAGCAGCAGCCCGACGGGCACGUCAUCGCCUCUGUGCGCAGCGGCGCCGUUUCUGAUGGCGGGCGGCCGCUGCCCAGCAACGUGCGGUCCCUCACGCUGGACCCGUCGUCGGGCAAGUCGGUGCGCGAGGCGGCGGGCAGCGUCGGCGCGCUCGACACGCUCAUUGUGCACGCGGCCGUCGAGGGGCCCGACGAGGCGCGGCUGCUGGGCACGUCGGACGAGCGCAUGGCCGAGUACAUGGACGUGGGCGUGACGGGCGUGCUGCGCGUCGUCAAGGCCUUCCUGCCCGCGCUCAGGGCCCGCCCGACGCGCCAGAUUGUGCUCGUGUCGUCGACGUCGGGCCCGCCCGCGCGGCAGGGCGACGAUACCAGGCCGGCGGCGGCGGCGGCUUCUCGCGGCGGGCCGUACGCCGUGUCCAGGGCCGCGCUCAACAUGGUUGCCGUGCAGCUGCACAAUGAGCUGCACGGGUCCGACGGCUUCACCGUCGUGCCCAUCCACCCGGGCGGCGGCGCGACGGACACGGGCCGGAUAGCGGGUGAGGGGGGCUUGUCCGUCGCCAAGAGCGCGGCGGGCAUCCUCAAAGUGGUUGGCAAGCUGACGCCGCAAAAUUCGGCGACCUUUUACAAUUAUGACGGAACGACGCUGCCAGGGUAG